AUGGCAGGCCCGACUCUAAGUGCAAGCUCUCCGCCCCUCAAUGUUACGCCUGCCAAGAACCGUAGGGUAUGGAAGGGUCUUCAGAGGAAGGGCAGAGCCGGCAGAAGCAAAGAGCCAGGAGACACAGGGGGAACAGCCAGCCAGCGAGCCCUGUCCCCAUUGGAAGCAGCAGAAUCUUCAAACCUCAGAGCGAGGAAGCAGUGGAACCUAGACACUUUAGGCUCCCAUCCUCCAGAGACCUCCCAGCAGCUCCAGAGCCUUGGCACCCACAGCAGGUGGAAGGUGGAGCUGGACAAGCUCCACAGGGAAGCUGCAGGAGACCUGGGGCAGGUCUAUUCCCAAGAUGCCUCCGCUGAUCUGAGUGAGAAACCAGGGACCUCAGCUGCAAUGCGAACCUUUCAAGACUGGAAGAAAGACAACCUCACCCGGAUUAAAGAGAGGGCAAAGUCCCUCCACCUGAAACAGCUGGAUGUGGCCAACGCAGUCGAUCUUCUCCAUGCCUUCUUCCACCAGUUCUUUAGCUACCUGAAUGAGUGUCCCGAGAGACCCUACUUCAGGGAUGUGAGAGAACUGAUGUCGGGGAGCAGCUACAAGCUCUUGCACCCGAAUAAGUUUGACGUGCUGCUGAGCCUGCCGAUUCCAGAUUAUAUUCAGUACGCUGAGGUGGAGGGGUACGAUGGGCUCUUCUACACCCUGACUCUGCUGAGAAAGUCCCGCAGCUUUCCAGCCGCCUUCCUGCUGGAGGAUGGGCAGACUGUGUCCCCAGGGAGCAUCAUGGCGGAGUUCCGGCAGCACUUGGAUCAGUUCAUCAAAGUGUUCUACUCAGUGCCUUUUCCUGGAUGGCAGAUGAGGCUGGAGAGGAAAAAGCAGAACAGCCCAGCGGUGCCCCUAGUGAUGGUGGACAACCGAGGUGACACAUUCAUGUCUAUUGACCUGGUCCUUGCUCUGGAGAUCUCUGGCCAAUGGCCCAGUUCAGAUGACGAAGGGAUAGACGUCAAGCAGCUGUUGGGGGAGAAGGAGCCAUAUCUGAGGAAGACCCUCUAUUUUAUUGCUAAACAGGCCCCUGGUCAAGAUAACAAAGAGACCUGGAAAAUGUCUUUCUCUCAUGUGGAAAAGGAGAUUUUGAAAAGCCACACCAGCACCCGGUCCCGGAAGUGUCAGACGACCACGUGCCGCAGGCCAGAAUGUCUGCAGAUGCUGGAGAGUCUUUUGGGAGCCCUGAAGACAGAGCACCCCUUGGAACUGGCUCCUUUGAGUUCCUACCACGCUGAGACUUCUUUCUUUCACACGCUGCUGGAAUGGAAGCAGGACCAGGAUGGGAGCUCCUCCAGCGUUGCUCACUGUUUUGAAAGGGUCCGGGCCAAUUUCAUUCGGCAGGUGGCAACCGCUCAUCUGCCUCAUUUUUUCAUUCCCAAAUGCAACCUGUUUGGCACCAAAUUCUUUCCGCCCAAUAACUUGAAGUUUCUGCUGGAGUGCUUAAGAGAGAAGCAAAAAAAGAAGCAGUCAACCACUGUGUCCCGAAAGAAGAAGGUCGCAGCCCCGCCACUGCUGGCUGCUGCUAUGAGCUGGCCUCUAAUGAUCACUGUGGGUCUGAUGGUUCUGGUGUCGAUUGGACUCUCCCACUUUGGGUCAUAA
Messenger RNA from Emys orbicularis (European pond turtle), 1635 nucleotides. RefSeq names its product cyclic GMP-AMP synthase-like. The record is from RefSeq and is a predicted model, not a curated record. Gene Ontology annotation, cellular component: nucleus; cytosol; site of double-strand break. Lineage: Eukaryota; Metazoa; Chordata; Testudines; Emydidae. The transcript has 6 exons. Gene Ontology annotation, biological process: positive regulation of type I interferon production; activation of innate immune response; paracrine signaling. The coding region runs from base 1 to 1635 and encodes 544 amino acids. Gene Ontology annotation, molecular function: double-stranded DNA binding; 2',3'-cyclic GMP-AMP synthase activity; chromatin binding.